This is a messenger RNA of Anopheles funestus (African malaria mosquito), 4064 nucleotides long. Its product is annotated as signal transducer and transcription activator-like. The record is from RefSeq and is a predicted model, not a curated record. Gene Ontology annotation, molecular function: RNA polymerase II cis-regulatory region sequence-specific DNA binding; DNA-binding transcription factor activity, RNA polymerase II-specific. Gene Ontology annotation, biological process: defense response; regulation of transcription by RNA polymerase II; regulation of cell population proliferation. Bases 1604 to 3814 code for a protein of 736 amino acids. The transcript is spliced from 2 exons. Lineage: Eukaryota; Metazoa; Arthropoda; Insecta; Diptera; Culicidae.
AAUAAAUCAGUAAAUUUGUAGCACUUUUUACGAAAACAAGCAGACAACUGUAGUCUUGCCUUUUUUUGGUACUACUAAUUGGAACUAGUUAUGCGUAGUUUUCCUUCAGACGCAUCUAACUUACAUGUUACUAUAAACGAGGGGUUGUCGUCAGUUUUAGUCAAAGUCCAUGUCUCUCAGGCGAAUGUGAAUACUGGAACUGAAUAGGUUCUAUAUUAUCCCAGAUUCCAUCGUCGCGACAAGUAUUUGAGUGGAGAAGUAUGUUUAGAGAGUAGAAAGACCGGUUAUCAGUUAGCAUACCAGCUCUAGUAUCUCAACAUCAAUAUUAGUGUUGGUGAAUCUGAUUCAUGAAUCUGAAUGAAUAAUUAAACUGAAUGAAUGAUUCUGAAUCUGAAUGUCAAAGAUUCAUGAAUCCUCAAAGAUUCAUAAUUUUACACAUCUGUUAUCGCAUCUGCAUAACUGUUAACGCAUCUCGUGUUGUUCAUAGCGACGUCAUAGCGGCUAAAAAAUCCCUAUCUACAGUACCGCAUCAAGUAAAUUGCAUUGAACUUUCACACACAAUUCCCGCAUAGCCAAAAAGAUGGUUUUCUUCGCGGAUCAUCCUGCUAACAACCUGCAAAAAAACUUCAUAAAAAAUCUUUGAGGAUUCAUAGGAUCAAUAAGGAUCAAGAGACUUUAUAAGCUGAAGAAGAAGAAAAACUUUAUAAAACCGAUGAAAAUUACGAAUGAAUCCAAAUUAUCAGAAUCGAUGUGCAACAUCACGAAACUUGUAGAAUACAAAGUAUCCUUGGGAAAUCAAUUAAAUUAUUAUAUAGCACUAGUGGGAAAGUAAGUCAAUUAUACAAAAUGAAAGAUCGUUUACGCGGUGCAAUGAGAAGAAAAAUAUUUUUUUAAUGUAAACAAUUUUGGGGUCUUUACAUAGGAGAUUAAAUAUCCCCAUCCAAACAAAUUAAUAAAAAGAGACACCUAUAUCAAUUCGUUCGUGCCGUGUAAACGAAACUUUAUUAGCUCCACUCCGCUUUGACAUUGGCAACAGCGCAAAUUUUCAAAAUGGCUGCUAGUGUUUUCCAGAGUUAAAAAAGUUUUGCAAGUGAUAGAAAAAAUCGAAGAUUUUUAUGUGUCUCUGAAGCGUAAAGCAUCGACUUUUGGUGAUUUAGGACUUGUUAUCAUAGACCAGUGAUGAUAAGCAACAAAAUAUGCCAAUCGCGUGCCUUUUCUUGUUCGUAAUUCUAUGCUUGCAGGCUGUGCAGCCAGCAGCAAUGUGUGUAGGAGCAUAAAUCGGUAAAUAGAAAUCAAAGCGAUCAGUUCUUUUAGCGGAGUGAAUAUACAAAAGGUGUUAUUCCUUGCAGUUGCAUCAUCCGGUUCGGGACGAAAGUGCGCGGAAACUGUAUGAAUCGUGUGCUGGUGAAUCCUUCAGUACGAAAGGAUACCAGGUGUAUGGGAAUAACCAUACCUAUAACGCAGCAGCGGGAACAAUCUUGGAUUAAACAGCAGAAGUUUUAUUGUUGGUGUUUGAUCGCUCUCUGAAUGAUUUGAGGGCUUGGCAUAUUAGAACGAUCGCAUUACAUAUAGAGGUACAUGAACAGAACAGCAGACAGGCAGGAUGGCAUGUUAUCCGUGGCCGUGGUUGAAUCAGCUUCAGCAACCCACGCUGAAAGCUUUUUGUUUUAUGAAUAAUGCGAAAAUAUCUGUGGAAGUGCGGGAUCAGUUCACAAAUUGGAUCAAGUCACAAAUUUUCAAUACACCAGCCUAUACCAACGAUCAGCAGGCGAACUACGAACUAAAUGCGGCUAAAUUUCUCAACCAACUACUCAGAAAGUUGAACCGGAUGGCGGCGAAUUAUUCUGGUGACGUUAGUCAUGAACUGAACAAGUCGGUCUGCAUGAUCGUAGAGCUCUUCGCAAACAACCCGGUCCAACUCUACCAGCAACUGUUGGAGUGUAUGGAAGGACAAUGCAUUGCCUACCCGUACAAGUGCAUAUAUCUAGCUGAUAUGGAGGAGGCAGAGGUACUCGAAACACUCCACCGUCUGCGGAUUAUGGUACACAAACACGAAAACGACAACGCAGACAUGAAAAAGGAACACGAAUAUCUGGCACAUGAAAUGAAAGAGUUGCAGGAAUUUCGAUCGCAACUCAAUAUGAUACUAAAUGAGGAGAUACAAAUGAACAGAGGAUAUCAAAUCGCACAACGCCAAGAUAAACUAAAUGAUAAUCUACAUACGCUCUGGAGGAAACGAUCAGCGUUGAUCAAUGAAUUCCGGCACACAAUACUCAUGACAGCCCAGUUGCAAGACAAGGUCCUGAAUAAAUAUCUUUCGCAAUGGAAAAUUAAUCAAAGGCUUACUGGUAGCGCUGCGUCAGCAAUGGCUGAAAGCAAUCUGUACACCAUUCAGCUAUGGUGCGAAAGUCUACUAGAGAUCAUAUCGAACACGAAGGUACAGUUAACACAUGUCAUCAACACACAAUUGGAAGGAUGUAUGAAUCUGAUGGAAGCCCCAGAUCUAAUGACAGCGAUGAAGGAUGUAACUAGCUUGUAUGAGACGCUAAUUUUCAACUCAUUUAUCGUCGAAAAACAACCGCCACAAAUUUUGAAAAUGAACACGCGAUUCGAUACAACCGUGCGCCUGCUCUUGGGCAACGCGUUGAAUAUCGAUACGAACCAACCGCAAGUGACAGUGUCGAUCAUUUCCGAGUAUCAAGCGCAGGAAAUUCAGUCUACAAAAAAAGCUACUAAUUGCACUGCAGGUGAAUUCAUUAACUACAAAGGUCGUAUGGAGUACAAGGAAGGCACCAGGCUGUGGUCAGCCAGAUUCAACGAUAUUCGCCUUACCAAGAUAAAUCGGAAGAAGCAACCUAAGCAAUACGUAAUGGAUGAGAAGUUUGCUUUAUUAUUUCAGUUCAUCGUAACUGCAGAGCAAUGUGGUCUCGUCCUUCCAGUAUGGACUAUAUCAUGUCCCGUUGUAGUAAUCGUACAUGGAUGCCAGAUGCAACGAGGUUAUGCAAACAUAAUCUGGGAUAAUGCGUUUGCUAAAAUCAAUCGUACUCCGUUCAGUGUUCCAGACACUGUGUGUUGGAACUGGUUAGCCGAUGUACUCAGCUUGCAGCUCAAUGGCAACAGCGAUCACUCCUUGACAGCGGAUCAGAAAUAUUUCCUUUGCGAAAAGGCUCUUGGGUGCAACCAACCGUUUCCGAUACCCAACGAUCUCACCAUCAGGUGGUCCCAGUUCUGCCAAGAAAUGUUGCCUGGUCGUAAUCAUACAUUUUGGGAAUGGUUUUACAUGGUGAUGAAGCUGACAAGGGAGCACCUUCAAAAACUGUGGUUUGACGGGAGAAUCAUCGGUUUCAUACAAAAGAAACAGGCUGAUAAAUAUUUGACCAACUGUCAUCCUGGCACCUUCUUAUUGCGUUUUUCCGACUCAGUGCUUGGCGGUAUCACGAUCGCGUUUGUGCAUGAAGCCAACGAUGGUCAUCAUGAGAUACUGCACAUUCAACCUUUUACGGCAUAUGAUUUGUCCAUUCGCUCGUUGACUGAUCGUAUUCUGGAUUAUGAUGAACUGUCUCAUCUAUACCCAUACAUACCGAAGCACGUGGCGUUUCAACGACUGAAGAAGAAAAGUGUGCGACCUCAAGAUACAAAUUAUGUUGCAACGGAACUGCGGGCCAAUCUGAUGUUCCCUAGUGACAGUACGCCUGACAGCCAAUUGUGCAACAACCAGCUGUCCGCUGCGAGCGAAUACACCUGUUCGGGCAUCGAUCAGCUGUCUUUUUUUGAGCUGCAAGACUUUGCCUUGUUUUCGCAGGAUUUCGAAUAAAGAAGUUUAGACUAGCAAUGUUACAAUGCGUCAAGCAGUAGCAGCUAGCUACUAACUCGAACUUAGGAAUACGUAGCUGAACUACUAUUCACAUUUCGUGCACAGCCAUCAUCAGUCGUCAAGCUGAAAUUUAUGUUUUAUUCUGUAAUUUUAUUUUUUUAAGUUUUUAAUUUCAUCGCAGUACGAUUUUUACAAUUUCUGGAAACGUUUUGAUUGUGUUCCGUCUCAUUAAAAAAAUCCAAAAAUGUUA